Molecule: messenger RNA, 1422 nt
Organism: Leptopilina heterotoma
Lineage: Eukaryota; Metazoa; Arthropoda; Insecta; Hymenoptera; Figitidae
Exons: 1
Coding region: 1-1422 (473 amino acids)
Molecular function (GO): zinc ion binding; nucleic acid binding
Source: RefSeq, a predicted model, not a curated record
AUGGAUACCGGAGAGACACAGUCUCGUAAUACUCCGGAUGAAACUGCGAAAGUAAUAAAAGCUGUAGCAGAGAUACACCAGGUUCCUUCCACAAGUGUGGAGGAGAAAAGCACUUCAGCUUCUGGUGUAAAUGUAGCGGAGCAAGCGGUUCCUUUAAUUCCGCCAUGGGCCGACGUUUGGAAGAUCAUGAUUAGCAUCAUGGCGGAACAGAGGCUUCAAAAUGAAGCUAUGGAGAAGACGCUAUUGGCUAUGGAGGGUUCUUUCAGGAAGAACACACCUAAUGAGGUGAAAGAGUACAUGGCUGAAGCAAAGGAAAUCUCGGCCGGAGUCAGAAGCGCAGGCCUCGCUCUCCGGUCAUCAGUAGAUAGGCUUCAAAAAACUUUGCAGCCAAUGCAGUACCGAAGUGUAGGUCAAAUGGCACGUUCCAAAACGCCAUCGACCACUCCGAAACAAAAGGGAGGACCAAAGUCUUCUUCUGCUAAAAGCAAGAAGAGAGGUGCCUCAACAUCCCCAGAGGACCGGCAGAGUAAAAAACCGGCCUCUACGCUAAUACAGAACGAGGAAAAGGUAAAUUCUGUCACGCCGUCAAAGGAAGACACUCCUGACCACUGGAGUGCUGUAGUCUCUAGGAAGGAGAGGCGGAAAAAUAAAUUCGCGAAGGACGAAGCAAAGGAAUUCUCGAGUGGUCAGGGGAAAAAAAAGAGAAGAAAGACCGACGCCAUUAGGGUGUCGAUGGAAAACGGUAAGGCUCCUCCAAAGGAACUUAUAGCAGAGCUUUUCGCCACGGUCAACCCCGCUGAAACGAAAACUGAGGUUCUGUCCAUUCGAAGAACCGAGAAGCAGGAUUUGCUAUUCGUUCUUAAAAGGGGACAGGAUUUCUCGACCUUCAGCGGGAAGGUGACCGAGGCUCUCAAAGGAAAGGCGAGGGUUUCUCCUCUGGUGACAAAGAGAUCACUAGAGGUUAGAGACUUGGACGAGACAACAGAGAUCCAGGAUGUCACCAACGCCUUAAAAAAGGCUUUGGGCAGGACCGACCUGGAGAUCUCCUGCAGACUUAUCACCCUGCGUGGAGCGGUGAAGAUGGCAGUAGUCCAACUGCCAGAAGCAGACGCUGAUGUUCUGCUUGAGGCUGGUAAGGUACCGGUAGGUUGGAUAAACUGUAGGAUCCGCAGCAGGGUGGAAGUGGAAAGAUGCCAUAAAUGCCUUAGUUAUGGGCAUAUCGCAAGGGUCUGCAGAGGACCCGAUAGGAGUAAAGCUUGCUGGAAGUGUGGCUCCUUAGACCAUUCCCACAAGAAUUGUGCAGGGGAAUCCCAUUGCACAACUUGUGAGGACAAAGGGAUAAAGGAGACAAAGCACGCUCCAGGAAGCGGGUCCUGCCCCGUCUAUAGGGAGGAACUGAAGAAGCUGAAGCAGAAGAGGUAA